This is a messenger RNA of Benincasa hispida (wax gourd), 2022 nucleotides long. The record is from RefSeq and is a predicted model, not a curated record. NCBI's taxonomy places the organism in Eukaryota, Viridiplantae, Streptophyta, Magnoliopsida, Cucurbitales, Cucurbitaceae.
AUCAUUACAAAGACCUCCAAAAAAAAGAAAAGAAAAGUACUUCCUGCACAAAACCCACUUUCUUUUUCCCAUCUCUAUGGUGGGAAAACACUUUUCAUCUGGGUUUUGAUCAUUCUCAUUUGCAGGAGGAAAACUUUUCAUAUAAGAGGGACAAAAAAUAAAGAAACAAAAUGGUGAAUAAGGUGGUCUUGCCUGGAAUAUCCCUUAUUCUUGUUGUUGGUGUAGCACUUGCAGUUGUUGCAGUGGUUAACAAGAACAAUAAUUCCACGACGGAGAAUCUGUCCCCAAAGAUGAAGGCAGUCUCAACCAUUUGUUCUAAUACUAAUUACCAAGAAGAAUGCCAAAAUACACUUACCAAUGUUGCUCAUAAUGCCUCUUCAGAUGACCCUAAGGAGUAUGUUAAAGCAGCAAUUCUUGCCACUAUGGAGGAGGUUAAAAAGGGCUAUAAUUUGACUGAUGGCUUUAUGAUUGAGGCUGCUAACAAUGCCAGUAUCAAAAUGGGUGUUGAGGAUUGCAAGGACUUAUUGCAAUUCGCCAUUGCCCAGUUGCAGGCAUCUUACACAACUGUUGGCGAACCUGAUUUGCACACCAACGCCGAUCGUGUCGCUGAUAUUAAGAAUUGGCUCACUGCUGUUAUUUCUUAUCAACAAUCUUGUCUCGAUGGACUUGGAGAAUUUGAUCCAAACCUUCAACAGAAGAUGCAAGAUGGUCUUGAUAUUGCUGCUAAGCUUACUAGUAAUGCUCUUGCUAUUGUUGAUACAGUUUCUGAUAUUCUUCAAAACUUCGGCUUGCAAUUCAAGGUUCAACCAAGUGGUCGCAAGCUCCUUGGAACAAUAGAGGUUGGGAGCGACGGGUUCCCGACAUGGAUGUCGGGGGCAGACAGGAAGUUGCUGGCAUCAAGAGGAGGCGGUCGAGUGAAACCGAAUGCAGUGGUGGCGAAGGAUGGUAGCGGACAGUUCAAGACCAUUGGUGCUGCAUUGGCUGCAUACCCAAAGGCCCUAAAAGGAAGAUAUGUAAUCUACGUGAAAGCAGGGAUCUAUAAUGAAUAUGUCACUGUGACUAAAGACAUGACAAACAUUUUUAUGUAUGGAGAUGGCCCAAAAAGAACCAUUGUCACUGGUCGCAGGAGCAACCGUGCUGGCUACACCACCCAAGACACUGCUACUUUUAUCGCCAUAGGAGCAGGAUUUCUUUGCAAAUCCAUGGGAUUCCAAAACACAGCCGGUCCUGAAGGCCACCAAGCCGUAGCCCUUAGAGUCCAAUCCGACAAAUCUGCCUUCUUUAACUGUAGAAUGGAUGGCUACCAAGACACUCUCUACGUGCAAACUGAACGUCAAUUCUACCGCAAUUGUGUCAUAUCCGGCACCGUAGAUUUCAUCUUCGGCGACUCAACCACCAUCAUUCAAAACUCCUUGAUCAUCGUUCGUCGUCCAAUGGACAACCAACAAAACACUGUCACAGCCAAUGGUCGUGCCGAUCCAAAAGAAGUAUCAGGCUUGGUGAUCCACAACUGCAGAAUUGUGCCAGAACAGAAGCUCUUUGCUGAGAGGUUCAAGAUUCCAACAUACUUGGGGCGCCCAUGGAAGCAAUACGCUAGAACUGUGAUCAUGGAGACUACAUUGGGCGACUUCAUUAAGCCGGAUGGAUACAUGCCAUGGUCUGGAAAUUUUGCAUUGGAGACUUGUUUGUAUUUGGAGUAUGGGAACAGAGGACCUGGUGCUAACACCAACAGGAGAGUAAGAUGGAAGGGUGUUAAAGUCAUUCCAAGAACUGAAGCUUUGAAAUUCACUGCUGGAUCAUUUCUUCAAGGAGGAAGUUGGCUUCCAGGCACUGGUGGGCCUUACCUCUUGGGCUUGAAAGGCUAAAAAAAUAAGGGAUUGUGCUUGUUGAUGAAGAAUGUAAUAUAAUUUAUUUGAUUUCCCAUUCUAUAACAAUUAUGCCUUAGAUCUUAGUUGGUAUUUUGUAAGCAAUUGCAAAUGGCCUUAAUGGUCACAACUUUGAGAAGGCAUUCAUUUUUUACAA